Messenger RNA from Lodderomyces margitis, 1503 nucleotides. RefSeq lists its product as uncharacterized. The record is from RefSeq and is a predicted model, not a curated record. The coding region runs from base 1 to 1503 and encodes 500 amino acids. NCBI's taxonomy places the organism in Eukaryota, Fungi, Ascomycota, Pichiomycetes, Serinales, Debaryomycetaceae. The transcript has a single exon. Gene Ontology annotation, biological process: regulation of exit from mitosis; maintenance of rDNA.
AUGUCGACAAAGAGAUUGGUUCGAAAACAGUCUUUGGUGUCCAAACUACAAUCAUUCCCCUUUGAUUUUUAUCUUUACUUGAAUGAAUUGCGAUUAUCAAUUGAUUGGGAUGAAUACGCAAUUUCAAUUGGGUUACCCACUGGUAUUGCUUCAUGUGCCAUAUCGUUUGGAAUCCAAUCAAUAUUAUCCUACUACAAUUCGAUAAGCAAGCGCUCGAAAAACGCACUAUUCGAUUCAAAUUACUACCAAUAUGAAAAUUUAAAAUCAUUAGUUAACUCGAAACGGCAAUUACACGAUUACGAAAUAAAUACCUCAACUACUAAUACAAUAAUGUGGAUCUUCAAUGGAAUUCAAACUUUGAUCAUGGUUGUAUCCAUUGUGAAUUUGAUUUUGAUCUUUACUAGUAAAAGGGACUAUCAACUUUUAUACCACAAGACGAAACCAAAGUAUAAAUCAGCUGUUCAUCCUGCAAAUCAAGAAUCGUACUUGUAUAUGUUGUUGUAUUACAUUGUUGAUUUUUUUUCAAAAGACGAUGACCAUGAGGACGAGAAUGAUGCCGAUGAUGAUGCAUUAAAUGACUCGAUUAGUAUAGAGGAAGGGGAAUCUUGGCAAUUGCGUGUAUGGCAACCAUCAAAAUUUUCGUUGUACUUGUAUGUUACUUUAAAUCCAAUCAACAACUUUAUCAUUGGCAGCUUCACUUCACAGUUUUCAUCAUUAAGUAUUAUUGGCCUAAUAGCAGUGGUUUCGUUUUCCAACUACAAGUUGAUUGACAGUUUUUGGUGUUUAAUCCAGGAUAAGCAAAUCAUUUAUCAAGAGACAUUUAACGAGUUUAAUAACAAGUUUGUCAAACCAAAGACCAAUAUAUUGAAAAAGGAUGCAAUGGUGGAUGCGACAUUGGGCCCUCUCUACUCAUCCGUAUUGGUUAAUAACCAACCAUAUACGUUCACCAAGCUGAAGGUAUUCACGACUCAUGAUGCAAGGGGUAAAGAGGUUAAGGAGUUUAUUGAAGGCGAUCAUGAAGUACCCUAUUAUCAAGAUGACAUGUAUGGGCAUAGGAGUAGGCUAUCAAGCCGCCCUAGUAGCCGAUUAUCCAGUCGCCAAUCGAGCAUCUACGAGCAUUAUGCAGAUGGUCAUACUCUAGCGCCAUUCGCAUUCCGCAAGACAGGUCAUGAUUAUGUGUCCUCAACGCCUUAUCAGGGUCAACAGCAUUCGCCUUUCAAUCGCAUGCAAAGUCCUAGCUCUUCGCGAUUUUCCAAUAAUGCCAAUAGUUACAAUAGAUCUCCGAGUCCGACAAGAAGUGUAUUGAACCAUAGGUUGAGCCCUCAGAGACUAUCGCCAGGAAAACCCGAUUUAACACACCCAAGAAGAGAUAGUGUGGGACAUUCUAGCUUACAUAGCUCACCUUCGUUUCGAUCGCCAUCGCCACAAAGAAGUUCUAUUUUUUAUCGAAGCCCAUCACCCACCCGGCCUACUGAUUCAAGCAGAAAACCAGGUUGGAGGUGA